Molecule: messenger RNA, 5254 nt
Organism: Bactrocera oleae (olive fruit fly)
Lineage: Eukaryota; Metazoa; Arthropoda; Insecta; Diptera; Tephritidae
Source: RefSeq, a predicted model, not a curated record
UUAUUCGUAAUCAGUCGGGAGUUUUCUUCAUUCGUUCUUGUUGGAUUUUCUUCUUUCCCCUUAAAUUUUUUUUUUAAAGUUCUCAAUUCUUUCAAAACAAAUUCCACGCGGAUGAAAUUUGUACAACUUUGCAAUAAAGCGAUUUGAGUUUAUUAUACUACACCGGAAACUUUGUGCGCGAUUUCGUUUGUGUGAAAGAAAAAUUGAAAUUGAAAGAAUCCAAAGUGAAUCCUAUAAAAACAUUAAAUGGUAAUAUUUUGAGCUCGGCGGAGAAACGAUGUCAAAACGAAAGUCACAAUUGCGCAGACCGUAAAUUUUGUCCACUGAUAUUCCAGUUUUAAAGGUUUUUUGCACAAAUUUGGAAACAGGCAAUGAAUGGUAUUUCUUCUAUGAAAACGCUUUUUACAAAAUCCAACAGCCAUUCGGAGGUCACUAGUUAGACCAUCCUUUUGACAGAUAUAAAAAAGAUUAGUAAAAAAAAGCUGCCGAUUUGCCGCUUCUUGGCAGGAUAUAAAUCUGUGACAUUUCCCAUAACAGCCAGUUUAACCUUACCGAAAUUGUACCGGAUUUUAUAUGGCCAAGAGCUGUGAUCUAACCUUGUUUGGAUCGAUUCGACACGUCAAAAAGUGUGUUGUGCACGAAUGAAGAAAGAAAUCGAGUUGACAAGCAGUAGUAAAGCCUUGUAACAACAGUAAACCAAACAAAGUCAACUUCAGAUCAAAUAGCAUAAAUACACAAUACAUAACUGCAAAUAUACAAUAGCAACAAUAAAAGCACGAAACUAACAAAUCGAGCAACAUCAAUCGUCAACCGUCAAGAAUCGAGAAUUCACAAAUAAAUAAACCAAGUUAACAACCACGACGACGACUAACACCGAUUCGAAAUCUAAACAUUUCCGUUAGAACUGAAACAAAAACAACAAAGUUGUAAACUACUAGCUCAGCAAAACGCGAUUCAAAGCAAAAUAUAAAAACAAAAUAGGCGAAUUAAAAAAAUAUUAAGUUUUUGUAACAAAAAAAUAAAAAAAUAAAAAAAUAAAAAAUAAUUAGUAAUCCUAAGUAAAAGCGGUAAAAUACCACUAAAACAACAACAACUACUACAGUAAUUUUACAUAGUAGUAGUACUCAUAGUAGUAACAGCAGAAGCAACAAAGCAACUGUAGAGGAGCAGUAAACUAAGAGCCACCAAAAAAAAAAGAACAAAAUGUCAUUUCGCGUCGUACGAAGUUCGAAAUUUCGUCACGUCUACGGUCAGGCACUGAAACGUGAGCAAUGCUACGACAAUAUACGCGUCUCAAAAAGCAGUUGGGACUCCACAUUCUGCGCGGUGAAUCCGAAAUUCUUGGCGAUCAUUGUGGAGUCCGCUGGCGGUGGAGCAUUCAUUGUACUGCCACACAAUAAGGUUGGUCGCAUAGCUGCCGAUCAUCCAUUGGUGGGAGGCCAUAAAGGACCCGUUCUGGAUAUUGCCUGGUGUCCGCACAAUGACAAUGUUAUCGCCUCCGGCUCUGAGGAUUGUGUGGUUAAGGUUUGGCAAAUACCCGAUGGCGGUCUGUCACGCACCCUCACCGAACCAGUUGUCGAUUUGGUGUUCCAUCAACGUCGCGUCGGUCUUGUGCUUUGGCAUCCAUCGGCAUUGAAUGUGCUGCUGACGGCGGGCUCGGAUAAUCAGGUUGUCAUUUGGAAUGUGGGUACUGGCGAAAUACUCGUUCACAUCGACUCGCAUCCCGAUGUUGUAUAUAGUGCAUGUUUCAACUGGGACGGUUCAAAAUUAGUAACCACAUGCAAAGAUAAAAAGAUACGUAUCUAUGAUCCACGUAACGGUGAAAUAGAAAGCGAAGCACUUUGUCAUGAAGGAUCGAAGGCAACGCGUGCCAUCUUCCUGCGUCAUGGUCUCAUCUUUACCACCGGCUUCAAUCGUUCAUCGGAACGUCAGUAUUCACUGCGCGCACCUGAUGCUCUUAAUGAACCCAUCGUCAUGGUGGAGUUGGAUACAUCAAACGGUGUGAUGUUCCCACUUUACGAUGCGGACACGAAUUUGAUUUAUCUAUGUGGUAAAGGUGAUUCAGUUAUACGUUACUUUGAGAUAACGCCCGAGCCACCGUUCGUGCACUAUAUCAACACAUUUCAAACGCCAGAUCCCCAACGUGGUAUUGGUUUGAUGCCAAAGCGUGGCUGCGAUGUCACAAGUUGCGAAAUAGCUAAAUUCUACCGGCUAAACAAUAAUGGCUUGUGUCAGGUGAUCUCGAUGACAGUACCGCGUAAAUCGGAUCUCUUCCAAGAGGAUUUGUAUCCGGAUACCUUAGCCGAGGAUGCGGCACAAACUGCCGAGGAGUGGAUUGCGGGAAAUGAUGCCGAACCAUUGACAUUUUCACUCAAAGAUCGUGUCUCUAUUGUACAGGGUGGCUAUGUCUCACAAUCGGCCAGCAAGUCGCUGUCGGUGUCAAAGAAGGCGAACAUCCUCAACAAGGCCUCAGCGGGCACCUCGAAGAGUGCGACCAGCGCAGCGCUUGGUGGCAAUCAUACGACAUCGAAUAACAACAACGCAUCGAGCGGGUCCGGUUUUGUGAGCGGUGUCAGUGAAAAGGAUCUGCGCGAUAUCACCGAUGAAAUACGCAAAUUGAAAGCGAUCAUUGUGAAGCACGAGAAUCGUAUACGCGCGCUGGAGGCGGCCGUGCGUGCACAAGAAGGUGACGAUACCGAUUCACGACCAGCGGCGGCGCCAGUCACUGCCGGCAAUGGCAAUUCAUCGUCUAAAGCGGCCACGGAUGGCGGCGCGCAAAAGGAGAGCAACGAUAAUAGCAGUGCCAACGAUCAGAGUCACUCGACUGCCGCGAACGACGAUGAAUUUUAAUUAAAUUUAUAUAUAACUAUUUUUAAUUAAACUUGCUGCGCGACGCUUUAUCGAUUCAAAAUACGUUUCGUUUGUAUUAAUAUUAAUAUUAUUUUAUCGAUUUUUAAUUUAUUUUUAAAAUAAUAUAUAUAUAUAUAGCUUUUCCACCUUUUAAUUUUAUGAAAACCAGAAAGAUACAUUUUCAUUUUUACAUUUUAAAAUAAAUUUAAAAAUUAUAUAAAUAUAUUGUUUGUAAAUUGUCAACACAUACACACACACACACACACGCGCCCUAUCUAAAAUCAAUAUGUAAAUGUGCUUUAGUUAUACCAUAAAAAAAUCGCAAAUAACUCAAAAACAAGAAAAUAAAAAAAGUUGUCUGUAACUAAAACAACGCAAAAUAAAGCAAAACGAAAACUUGUAAAUUACUAUUGUAAAAGAGUAGUUAUAACUCGAUGCGUAUUUUUUUUAUUUAUACUUAAUGCAAGCUCUUUUCAGUAAUGGUAAACCGGAGAGCUUUAAAUAGACGACUACUCACACUGUUUAAGUGCGCACACUUUCAGUUUAAUUAGCUGUGCCGAAAUUAAGCUAAACAAAUGCUCAAAUGGUUAUGUGCUUUUAAAUAGCAAAAUCAUUUCGUAUAGCUAGUUGAUUUUAUUUUUAAAUACAUGCUACAUACUCUGCUACAAAACUACAAUUGACUGUAAAUGAGAAAUAUGCACUAUAUAGCAGCAGUAAAUAGGCCUAAAUAAAAUUAAAACUUUUUAAAUUCAUUGUAAAAAAAUAUCUUUCAGACUAUGUGGAACUAAUAAUGGUUCAGACUGACUAAAAAUGGCGCACUUAAAAACAAUUUACACAUACGUAUAACUAUUAACCACACUAUUUGUACAUUUAUCAUAAAUAUAGUGAUCGUUUUUUAUUAGUUGUUUACACUUGAAUGUGUUUUUCUCCCGCCGUUGCUGCCUUUUUAGCUCACAAAUAUUCGCGUUGUAAAAUAACUUGAUAAAAAACAAAAUUCAUACAUAACUAUAUAUUAACACUCAGUUGUUGCUUAACACGCAUAUAAAAAAAUAUGUUUGCUACAAACAUGCUGCAUGCUUGUUAAUAAACAACAAGCAUGCGUAAAAAAAAUUUAAAAUUUUAGAAAGUGAUUAUGAUUAAAUAAUAUCUCUAAUACAAAAAUGAAUAUAUUUAACUAGAAUUAGGCGAAUAAUUGAACUACAAAAACUGCGUGCGCAGUAUUUAUUUCCAAACUAGCUAAAUCCUAAACUAAUGAAUACAAGAUUGUUAUUAACAUUUUUUUUUUUAAAUAUAUACGCAAAGACUUCAAGUUUUUUUUUAUAAUAUGCUGUAUUAAUUUACAAUCUGCCUUAUUAUUAAAUUUAUUAAAUUGGUUGACAAAAAAUUUAAAAUAUUUAUUAAUUUUUUAAACAAAUUGUAAUAUGGCAAGUUUUGUGCAUUUGUGAUUGUUCAAUUAUUUGCUUUUAUUCAUUUACAAAAGUCCUAUUUACUUUGAAUUAACGUCAAUGAACAAAUUGUAAGGAGAAUUACUAACCAAAAAGGAAAUUACAAACUACUAAACAACGGAGUUCAGCAAUAGCAGAGACUUGAAUUUAAUAAUAUUAAAUUAUAAUGUCAAACUGAAAACAUGAAUAAUUUCAUGUUUUUGCUGUCUGUCCAAUGCUGCGAGUCGUCCUCUUUAAAAUUAGCUUACUUAUACAAAAUUUAUGCCAAAUUAAUGUAUUUUUAAUAUAUAUACAUAUACUUACAUAAUUACAAAAAAUAUAUAUAUACUUAUGUAAAGCAUAAAGCAAACUAUUGUACUACUACUAGUAUGUGACAAGCAUAACUAAUAAACAUUAUAAUAUAUAUUUAUAUAGAAAUUUUUGAUAACUGAAAAACUUAAAAAGAGAUCGUUGUAAUUUUUAUAUUAAGCGGGUAAAAACCAUACAGUGUGUGAAAAAAGAUGUUACUGCUAGAGAAGCAAAUAAAUGAGCAGGUAAACUUAACAUUUCAUUGGUAAAUGUUGCAAGCGCUAAAAUAAAGCUUUGAUACUAAAAACAACUGGUUGCUGCUUGUGAAAAACAUGACAAGGUUCAGUCAAACCAAUAAAUUCUGUAAACUGCGUAUGUAUGUAAAUUAUGAAAACUACUAUCUUUUCUUUAAGAUAUAUACAUUUUAUGUUGCCUCGAAAUGUGUGUACUUUCUAUUUUCAUUUUAUUUUAUGUGAACAUUAUUUGUUUUAUUUGUCUUAUUUUUUAUAAUUUUAAUGUACUCAUAUUACGUUAUUUUAAAAAUAUUUAAUUUGUUUUGAAAUGUCUCUCUUUUUACGCUAUUUUUAUAUUAUUAUUUUGUGUACUUUUUAUAUUGCUAAAAAUGCCUUGUUAUGGAAUGUGUUUCAAUAAAUGCGAUUGUAAUUCUUAAA